AUGCGUGCGUUCCUUAAGUCCUUAGAUGAGCAUGUUUGGAUUAGCGUUCAAAAUGGUUGGAAACCUCCAUCUACUACCGUAUCAGGAACAAUUAACCUUACUGACAUAUCACUGUGGACUAAAGAUGAAUUAGCUGCAUGUAAUUGGAAUAGUAAGGGAAUUCAUGCAUUAUUCAUGGCUCUAUCUCCAGAAGAGUUUAGGAGAGUGUCUAUGUUUGAAGAAGUGAGGAUGAAAGAUGAUGAAACCUUUGAUGAGUUUUACGCUAAAUUAAAUGAUAUAGUUAACUCUAGUUUCAACCUAGGUGAGAGAAUUCUUGAGACUAAGAUUGUGAGAAAAGUACUUAGAUCUCUGCCUGAGAGAUUUAGGCCUAAAGUCACUGCCAUUGAGGAAAGUAAGGACCUAGAUGAAGUUAAGAUCGAAGAAUUGGUAGGAUCCUUGCAAACCUAUGAACUCACUAUCUUACAACAUAAGAAAGGAAAGUCCAUAGCCCUGAAAUCCAUUAAAGAAGAUAAAUCUUCUGAUACUGAGUCACUUAGGGAUGAGGAAAUCGCAUACUUUGUUAAGAAAUUUCAAAAAGUCCUCAAAAAUAGGAGAAAGCCUCAGGAUAGAGAGAGUGGAGCCCCUAGCAGAUUCACAAAAGAUAAAAUUGAGAAAGUUAACAAUAAAGGGUCAAGUGAGAAGCCACGUUUGGUUAGAUGUCAUGAGUGUCAAGGAAUAGGUCACUAUAGGAAUGAGUGUCCUAGCUAUAAGAAAAAUCAAAGAAAAGGGAAAGAUAGGGCCUUAGUUGUCUCACUUACUGAAAAUGAAUCUGAGACCAGUGAUAGGCAGGAAUCCUCUAAUAGUGAUGAUGAAGGAAAUUAUAUGGCAUUUGUGGCUACUGUUAAGAGUGAAUCUGAUAAGGAAAGUGACAAGGUUGAGGAAGAACAUUCAAACGAUAAUUCUGGUAAUGAGGAUGAGGAUGAGGAUGACAUAGACUUACAAGAAGCUUAUCAACUGUUGUUUAAGGAGAGUCUUAAAAUAAAGAAGGUCAAUAAAGCCCUACUUAAAAAGGUUGACAAACUUGAAAGGGAAAAAGAGAAACUGGGUAGUAAGCUUCAGGACUCACUUAAGAGUGGUAGUGAGUUAAAUGGAACUAAUAAAUUGGAUAACCUGUUGGGAAUGAAUAAGCCAAUGGGAGAUAAGAGAGGUCUAGGAUAUGUUGAGGGUAAUACACAUGUUGCUGGACCAUCUAAGACUGUCUUUGUGUCUGCCUCUAAGUCUAAUGCUGUUAGGAGUCCAAGUAAGGGUAAGAGUGUUCCUAGGGAACAGAGUCAUCAAUCACAUAGGAACAUCAAGACUAAGAGAUGUACCGUGUAUGAUUCAUCCGGUGGGGUAGUCCUUGAAGGGGUUAGAACAUCUGACAAUUGUUAUGGGGUAUUACCUAAUUCUAACUAUGUGUGUAGGAGUGCUAAAAUUGAUGUGAGUGAGCUCUGGCACAAAAGAUUAGGUCAUUUGAACUAUAAGAGUCUAGAGCAGUUGGCUAAGAAAGAAUUGAUAGAUGGGUUGCCUAAGAUAGUUCCUAGUGAAAAUGUUGUGUGUGGACCAUGUCAACUAGGUAAACAACUUAAGAGGAGCCAUAAGAAGACUAUUAAAAUUAUGACCAAAAGACCCCUGGAGUUGGUACACAUGGAUUUGAUGGGACCUUCUAGGACUGAGAGUUUAGGUGGUAAGCAAUACAGUCUUGUCGUGGUAGACGACUUCUCGAGGUUUACUUGGAUAGAAUUGCUUAGAGAAAAAUCUGAUGCUUGUGAUCUCAUAAAGUCUCUGUGUAAACGGCUUAGCAAUGAACUGAAUCUCAAAGUGUCUAGGAUGUGUAGUGACCAUGGAAAAGAGUUUGAGAACUUUAAUCUUGAGAAUUUCUGUAUGGACGAAGGGAUAUUGCAUGAGUUCUCUUCCCCUAUCACUCCGCAACAAAAUGGGGAAUUAGCCCUACACUUUUGGGGAGAAGCUAUUAACACUGCAUGCCACAUCAUCAAUAGAGUCUACCUUAGACCCAAGACUGAUCAGACCCCGUAUGAAAUUCUUAAGGGUAAAAAGCCUACUGUUAAGUAUUUUCGAGUAUUUGGGAGUAAGUGCUACAUUUUGCGGGAUAGAGAGAACUUGAGUAAGUUUGAAUCAAAGAGUGAUGAAGGGAUCUUCCUAGGGUACUCUAGGAAUAGCCGAGCAUUUAGAGUGUAUAACUUACGUACCCGUGUGGUGAUAGAGUCUAUAAAUGUUGUGAUAGAUGAUGCUGUGAGUGAGGGGGAGAGUGGUGAAAAAUGUGAUAACGAUGGUGAUCUUUUGAGUUCAAGUGAUCCUACUGAGCUACCUAUGCCUGAAUCGUCUCGUAAGAAACCUGAAACAUCUGAAAAGGAAACACUUCCACAAAAUCUAGAUAAAAAUCCUAAGGAACCAUCGACUAGGGUUAAGUCUAGUCAUCCUAAGGAUAAUAUUAUUGGGGAUCUAGAUGAAGGGAUGAGACUUCGUAGGAGAGUACUGAACAAUCUAGCGUACACUAGCUAUGUUUCUCAGGUAGAGCCUAAGAAAGUUGAAGAGGCCCUUAGUGAUGAGUGUUAG
Molecule: messenger RNA, 2595 nt
Organism: Olea europaea var. sylvestris
Lineage: Eukaryota; Viridiplantae; Streptophyta; Magnoliopsida; Lamiales; Oleaceae
Exons: 5
Coding region: 1-2595 (864 amino acids)
Biological process (GO): DNA integration
Molecular function (GO): nucleic acid binding; zinc ion binding
Source: RefSeq, a predicted model, not a curated record